UAAAUAACCCACCCUUCAUCAUCUUCAUCAUCUCCUCUCUCUCUCUCUCUCUGCGCUUCUGCAACACUGGAUGUAUGAUGCUCCCAAUUCCCUGGAAGAAGCCCUUCAACACGGACGAAGUCCAGCAAAGCAAGAACAGACUCGACUCCUCUCCCUUGGACGUUGUCGGCUUGCGGAUUCUGACACGGAAGCUCUCCCAUGGCGGCGGAUCCAACGUCGUCGUCAAGACCAAUUUGAAGUCGCAGAAACCCUCCCUCUCCGACUACUAUUCUUCCUUCCUCAGAUCGUGCCAUCUCUGCAACAAGACCUUGAGCCCUCACAAAGAUGUCUACAUGUACAGAGGCGACCAAGGAUUUUGCAGCGAGGAGUGCCGAAACAGGCAAAUCUAUAUGGAUGAAAUGGAAGCCAUAGAAGCAUCCGCCAAGCGCAGGAGAAAGCUGUCGGCGAUGUCGUCGUCUUCUUCUUCCAGGGGCCGCCGGUGCGAAACUCUUCCUCUCUUGGAACAGUUCCGGCGCCGGAGGCAUAACCCAUUAAUCUCGUAUCAAAAGAACCGACCCCAAGUCUUAUAGCCUCAGCCAGUUGGUUUGCCUAAACUGGCCUUUCUUUCUUAAUGAGUGAAAUAAGAGUGAUAAUUUGAGAA
Molecule: messenger RNA, 640 nt
Organism: Diospyros lotus (date-plum)
Lineage: Eukaryota; Viridiplantae; Streptophyta; Magnoliopsida; Ericales; Ebenaceae
Product: FCS-Like Zinc finger 17-like
Exons: 2
Coding region: 75-569 (164 amino acids)
Source: RefSeq, a predicted model, not a curated record